CCUCUUCGUGUGUCAGUCAAGUAUGGCGUAGUCCAAAAUCAUUGACAAGGCCGUGAUUUGCACACACACUACUAAACGAUUUUGUCGAUGUUAUAUUUGAAACUAAGAAUUUUAAUAAUUUUACCUUAUUGAUCACUUACCUGAGCCAUUUACAAACUGGACUAGAGUGUAACGAACUAAUCUUGCUAAAUAUUAGGUUCCAAGAUAGACUCAGAACCGUAGAUUUUAUAAAACUAGCUGCCCCACACACUUUGCACUUCUUCUUCUUGUUUUUAGCACACGAUUUGAGACAUGAUUCCUUUUUGCUUAAUUUUAAGAAUUCUGCAACCGUACACUAAUUUAAAAAACAUUCACAAUAUACACUAUACAGUAACACAAGUCCUUAGUUUGUUUUCACAUUGAUUAUUACAUUAACUUCACUAAAUUUUAACACCAAAAACCGAAUUGUAAAUAAAAACAUUCUGGCCAACUCCCAUCCACAUCGUAAACUGUGUUGCAGUAUAGACCUCACUCAUUGAAACAACCAACACUUCUGCAAUUCUCUGGUUGAGAAGAAUACCAUAAGAAUUUUACCCGAGAUGAUGAUUCUUGUUUAUUAUUUUCUACCUGCUUUUCAAAGGGUAUCAGUGAUAUGCAACGCGUACAUACACUCAAUGUCGAUGAACGUAGAAAUCAUAUCGGUAUGGGUGAAAAAUCAUUGAUCAUCACUUUUAGAGAUGCCAAAUAGAUUUGUAAAGUUAUCCUCGACAAGCUUUGAAAACGUCGAUACUAUUCAACUUUUUAAUAAAAACUGCAUGAGUUCAAUAUUGUGCUACAGAUACGUUGACAUUUAUUUUCAUUCCAUGAAUUUAAAAAAACUCGCAAAUAGAAAAAAAUACAUUUAAAUUUAAAAAAUAUAGAAGUUCGGCAACCCUGCCCGCGUAUAAGCAGGAAACAAAAACAAAAUAUAAACAACAACAAACCUUCCCGUUUCACCGGUUCUGUGCGAAGCAAGUAUGCCGCAAUUGACUAAAAAGCGGAAAGCCGCGGUGUUGCGGUGGAUUUCGAGGAAGAGAACAACCAGCGGCAGCAUCCAGGACACGAUUCGAUCUAGUGCACUACCCACAAACACGGUUCCAGGCGAAAUUUCUCAGCCGGAUAACAAAACUGAAGAUCGAUAUUUCAGCAGCGACGAAACACCUGGUCCUUCGUCAUACUAUCCAACCGACGACUCCGACAUCGCAUCAGUGUCGUUUCCUGCGAGUUUUGUUGAAGAUACCAUUCUCGCCGAAGACCGAUUCCACGCAAACAAUGUUGUAGAGCUUCCGGUCAUGGACUUGGACAUUUUGCCGUUGCCACAAUUGCCAUUGGACGACACAUUCAUGACGGAUUGGUUGAUAGGCAAGGAGGAGGAGGAGGCAAGAAAUGAUCAGUCGAUGUCGAUCACAUACGCUGAAGCAAAUGAAUCGUACGCCACAACUUCUAGAGUGGAGCCAUUGAGGGGAAUUGACGAUGGAAGUUGCAUGGAAGCUCUAAACUUUUCCAUUGAAUCUGUGCUUCACUCACCACUGCUUGCUGCAUCUAACGAGGAAAAGCAAUCCAUGCGUGUUUCACCACUUCCGUCGGUACCAGGAGAGGACGUUGAUGAUGAACAUUGUUCGGUUAGAAGCGACUCCACCGAAACAGGCAAACAGGUAUCGCCAAUAUCACCACGUUUCUGCGGCAAAGAAAGAACCACAUAUUCGGAACUCAGUUUGCUCGGUGUCUCGAAUACAUCGCAAUUGAGUUGUAGCACUGAUUCCCUUGACGAAAUAAGCAAACCAGCUCUCACAGAAUCUUUGAACAGUAAAAAGGAGUGUUCGAAUAAUAAUUUCGGCGAUGCAAGUUAUGAAGAGUCUGUUGAAAUGCCGGUGCCGUAUCGUCGUGUAAGACUGACAAGGUCAAAAACUACUAUCAUUGACAUUCCAGGUAGGCCCACUGAAUUACAUGAGCGGCAUUUGGACUGCUACUGCCCUGCCUGCAUCAAAUGUGCAGAAUUCCAACAAAAACAGCAAUCGGAGGUUCAAGAAAACACCCUGUCGAAACAGUGUGUUGAAGAUGACGAUCCAACAAAGAUAAAAAUGUUGGAAAUAUAUGGAAAGUUUGAUGGACUCGUGCUUCCUACAGGGACGUAUGAUCCUUCUCGAUCGUUCGUCAAUGCCGCUACCGAUGGAUCCAAAAACACAUCAAAAGCAAGAAGGUGAUAAUGACAAUUUAUUCCAUAAGUACAGUUGAGCCUCUUAUAAGGUUAUGCGACUCACUUUAGGAAUCGUCCAUUAAUUACAUUAGGUUUUUUAACGAAGGGGAGUUCGAAAAAUCUUAUGCAAAAACCACAGAUAAACAGACGUAACACCUAGAACGAUUUUCUCUAAAAAGCAUCGCUCAGUUUACACUACCACCAUCUGAUAAUAAUUUUUCACAAGUAUGGUUUCGUGCAAAACGCCUACAGCAGGCGCUAGUAUUAAACGGCAGAUCGCAAGGAAAAUGAUGCGUGCGCCUCUAGAUGUGAAAUUGUCUACCAAAUCAAUUAAAAAAUGCACCUAUGUUACGUCUGUUUGUCUGUGCAGAAACUUUCAGGUUUUCAUGUUUAAUAUCUUGUAAAGCAAGAGGGGUUGAAAAUUAACGUGAUUAAUGGACAGACCCUUGAGGCCAGCGGUAAACGCGGGGGUAUUCAGCAUGACCAUGCUGCAUGUGACGGGUUCGAUUCCCGCUCGAUUCGGGAACUUUUUGUGAUGGAAAUUUCCUUAUUUUCCUUGAGCAUAGAGUAUCUUCGUGCCAGUCACAUGUAUAUCGUGCUAAAUGGAUAUAGCAGAGGAAGCUCUCAGUAUCUGUAUAGGGUGCGUGUACCAAUUAUGGCACUACCUAAGGAAAACUAUUUAUACAAAAAUAACGAGGAGACCAACGAAUGUCAUCAAUAUGUUAAAAGACAGCUUAGUUUCCAUACUUUACAGAAAAAAAUAUUGAAACUACUUUUAGUAUUUAUUAGAGCGUGUACCAAUGAUAGGAACCCUGUACCAGUUAUGGUUACAUUUUUUAACUUCGGUUCCAUUUCGCACUAUUUGCAUGCAUUCCUUAUGGGGUUAGCCAUAAUUGGUACACAAUGGCGAAAAAGGGUGCAAGGAGGCCGAAAUUUUAAGGAAAAUGAUUUAUUUCUACCAUGAUUUAAGCAAAAUGUGGAGUUUAAAUGAGUGCGACCAUCAUUUGUGAACGUGAUCUGUUGUUCACAAAUUUUUUCAAAAAAAAAUUCAAAACACUGCAACUUUUCAUACAGCGCAUCAAACAUUCUCAAAUUUUGACUGUUUGUUUACCUACUACAUAUAUGUGCAUCUGUUGCUUGGAUGACUGAUUUUGGUGGGACUUCUAAUGGUUUCGGCUUACAGUCACAGAAAUAAGCAUUGAUUCUUUUAUUUCAUCGCCGACGUUUCGAUCCUCAGGUUUGAAUCUUCUUCUAGCCCCAUAUAUGUAUAUGAUUCGUUCUCGUAAAACACUAUUUUUUAGACAACUUAUUUUUGAACUGUCAUAUCUCGGAAACCAGUGAACCGAAUUUAAUGAACUUUUGAA
This is a messenger RNA of Aedes albopictus (Asian tiger mosquito), 3579 nucleotides long. RefSeq lists its product as uncharacterized. NCBI's taxonomy places the organism in Eukaryota, Metazoa, Arthropoda, Insecta, Diptera, Culicidae. The record is from RefSeq and is a predicted model, not a curated record. The transcript has 3 exons. Bases 996 to 2222 code for a protein of 408 amino acids.